AAGAACUUUGCUUCAGACACAGCACAGCUGGAGAUCGAACUGCUCAGACAGAGCUUGUCCAGCCGCUGUGGAACCAUGGCUCACAGAUGGAUAAUUCUGUUGUUUAGCCUGGGCUUGACUGCAGCCAAGCUGACCGGCGACACAGAAAUGGAUGUUGAUGAAGGCCAUGACUGGGACAUCUUUAACAUCAAUGAAGACGCUGGACUGGACCUGCUGGAAGGAGAUAUCAAACAGGAUGAAACAGAAAGCAGAAAUUCCAUCAUCGGAGACCAGUAUCGAUGGCCAACCACAAUUCCAUACUACCUAGAGGACAGUCUAGACAUGAAUGCUAAAGGUGUGGUCCUGAAGGCCUUUGACCAGUACAGACUGAAGACCUGCAUCGACUUCACACCGUGGAAAGGAGAAGAAAACUAUAUAUCUGUGUUCAAAGGCAGCGGAUGUUAUUCUUCUGUAGGUAACCGGCGCGUUGGAAAACAGCGGCUGUCCAUCGGUAAAAACUGUGACCGUCUUGGAACAGUUGAGCAUGAGUUUCUGCAUGCUCUGGGUUUCUGGCACGAGCAGUCCAGAUCUGACCGUGAUGACUAUGUCAACAUUAUAUGGGAUCAGAUUGAAUCCGGCAAAGAGCACAACUUCAAUACCUACGAUGACACGGUGUCAAGUGCCCUGGGUGUUGCCUAUGACUACGGCUCUGUGAUGCACUACAGCAAAACCGCCUUCAAUGUCGGCUCUGAACCCACCAUCGUCACCAAGCUCCCCUACUUCAUGGAUGUGAUUGGUCAGAGGAUGGGGUUCAGUGCCAGCGACCUCACCAAGCUCAACCGCCUCUACAGCUGCACCACGUUCUCUAACUUUGUGGACAGCUGUAACUUUGAGGAGGAGAACAUCUGUGGGAUGAUGCAGGGUGCCGGGAACAAAAAGUGGGAACAGCGUGGUUCUGUGAACGGAGGUCCCCAAAAUGACUUUACCAACUUGGGACAGUGUAAAGGAAAAGGAUACUUCAUGCACUUUAGCACAGCGUCUGCUGCACCUGGUGACCGCGCAAUUCUGGAAAGUCGUUUGCUUUACCCGAAACCCGGGGCCCAGUGUCUGCAGUUCUUCCUCCAUAACACUGGAGCAACUGAUGAUGUGCUCAACAUCUGGAUACGAGAGUACGACAGUGCCAAUCCCAGUGGCACAAUGAAGCUCUUCAAGAGCAUUUCAGGAGGUGCCAUGGGCUCCUGGGAGCUGCAUCACGUUAAUUUGGAUGUGAAACAAAAGGCACGUGUGAUUUUUGAGGGUGUGAGGGGAAAGCUGGCAUCCUCAGGUGGAUUUUCUCUGGAUGACAUUAACCUGUCAUCCAUGAGCUGCCCUCAGCACAUCUGGCACAUUCGCAACAUCACCAAGCUCCUGGCUAUCACACCGAAAGGAACCAAAACCUACAGCCCUCGCUUCCUUUCACCAGCAGGAUACUCCUUUCAGGUAGGUGUGUACUUCAAUGGAAUAAGUGACCGACCGAACUACAUGGCCGUCUACUUCCACCUCACCUCAGGCCCCAACGAUCACAACCUGAACUGGCCUUGCCCAUGGCACCAGGCAACCAUGGUGCUGAUGGACCAGCAGUCAGAUAUCAGAGAGCAGAUGAACAUGCACCGCAUGGUGACCACUGACCCUGCCAAGAUGUCCUCUGAUGGCAAAGAGUUCUACUGGGAUGAUCCCCGGAAGGUGGGCUCUAAGGUGACCCUGCCUGACGGCAGCUACUACUAUCGCGGUCCAGGUACGGGAACAAGCAUGUUCCUCACCCACAGCAGGCUGAGAAGCAGAAAGUUCAUCAAAGGAGAUGACGCCUUCUUCGUCUUCAGUCUGGAAGAUAUAUCAGACCUUCUUGAACCUCAGCCGCUUCCCCGCUCUGCGCUCCAAGCCGACUCUAACCAGAUGAAGGCUGCAGACCAGGACGUUGGACAUGGGGCUGUUCCUAACUCCACUGUGAUCAUUGCUGCGACGGUGUGCGCGGCAGCAGCCAUUUUGGUGGUUUCCGUGAUGAUUAUCGCAAACACCCGGAAAUUGAGGAUGAGGAAACAACGGGAGAACGACCAGAUGGUGAUCAUACAGGACAUGCCUGGAUUCAUGGAUCUGAGUGUGAGCCACACAGUCGAUCAGCCCAAGGAUUUGCCAUCGCUCAGCACUCCGUAAUGCAGUCUGUGGUCGUGACCCAAAGGAAAAUCUGACUGGCUGCAACCACAAAAAGCUGGAUAUCAGUGAACAAAAUGAUUUUCUACAUAUAAAAUGGGACCAAUAUCA
Thalassophryne amazonica is the source of this 2277-nucleotide messenger RNA. It is a transcript of the gene mep1b, whose product is annotated as meprin A, beta. Gene Ontology annotation, biological process: proteolysis. Gene Ontology annotation, cellular component: membrane. NCBI's taxonomy places the organism in Eukaryota, Metazoa, Chordata, Actinopteri, Batrachoidiformes, Batrachoididae. Bases 76 to 2169 code for a protein of 697 amino acids. The transcript is spliced from 15 exons. The record is from RefSeq and is a predicted model, not a curated record. Gene Ontology annotation, molecular function: metalloendopeptidase activity; zinc ion binding; protein binding.